This is a messenger RNA of Megalops cyprinoides (Indo-Pacific tarpon), 1536 nucleotides long. RefSeq names its product immediate early response gene 2 protein-like. The record is from RefSeq and is a predicted model, not a curated record. Lineage: Eukaryota; Metazoa; Chordata; Actinopteri; Elopiformes; Megalopidae. The transcript has a single exon. The coding region runs from base 144 to 719 and encodes 191 amino acids.
GGAAGCCGGGGAAGUAAAGUAGUUGUGAAAAGAACACAAUACGCGGAAGAAUUUAGGUAAAGUGAAAGUGCAAAAGUCAAACCAACACCUAAAAGAACUUUUAAGAAUUUGACCUGACUAUUUACGGAGGCAAGAAAAGAGCAAUGGACGUGAGCGCAGAGGCCAAGCGGAUCAUGGUUCAGGCUCUGGGCAAGCUGUACAGCUCACGCACCCAGCGCGGUGGGCUCAGGCUCCACCGGAGCCUCCUGCUCACGCUCGUGAUGAGGUCCGCCCGGGACAUCUACCACACCGCCCACAUGACCUGCGAGAACGAGGGAACGGCUGCCACCCCUUCUGCCGUCCCGGAACAGGCACCGGCCGAGGAAGCGAUGGACACUAGCGGCGUACCUGCGGAGACCUCUGGAUCUGACUGCGCGCCGCCGGCCUCUACUGAAAAGAGCCAGCAGUCAGAGGGCGAGGAAAAGCCGUCUGUCUGUAAGAGGACUCAAGCGAACAAGGAGAACUGCAAUCCUCUGGGACAUGACCGCCACUCUAGGAAGAGACGGGGCAAGGCGGCAGCGGAGCCAGACUUUUUGCCGAGCAAGAGGGCAAAAAUGGAAGCGGGGGAAGAGCGGGUGAUUGUUCAGAGCGCGGCGCUCAGGAGCAACUCGGGGAGCUGCAGUCGAGUCGGGAAUACCCUGACUUCACUACCCGUGUCUCAAGCCAUCGCAGCGUUCUGAGCUGUCAAAGCGAAAAGUCACUAGCUGAAAUCAGGGGGUUCGAAAACUCUGGACUGAACAUAGACAGGUCAGACAGUGGCCUUCUCUAUGUGUAAAGGCGACUCGGGCAGAAGAGGCACUAGAUGCGGGACUUCCCGACCUCAGUCAGUGCUUUUGCCACGGACAUGCGGUGUCCAGUGACGCGACGUGACCCAGCGGCGGUUAAUUCCAAGAGAAACACGGAGGCGGGGAAAGCACUGAUGGUCAAGCGUGGUCUGACCGCACAUGGAUAGUUCUGCUUCGGACUGUCGGCAACAGCGACACAUGAGUCAGACCGACCUGUUGGCGGCUUCCUCUCGUCUCUUACGAAGCUCAGCGCGGCGAAGAGGAGUUGACAGUGCUCAGCAGAUCCUGUUGUACGACUGCAUGACUCAAAACCGGAUUGAGAAACUUCCGCAACCACACCGGCUGAAUCGUGGGGGCGACUAGCUGGCUAAUCCACGAUUAACCCGACAAGGGGGACUUUGUCUCGACCAUUUGCCCUAAAUAUGGUUUUAUGUACAAUAAAUUUCAAACGGUGCUACAUGACCAAGUUAAUCUGGGGUUAUUAUGUGCUGUAUGCGAAACGUGGAAAGUGCACUGGUUCAUUCAGCUGCUGAAGCAUACAGCGGUGGUGUGUAUAUACAUGUAUUUAUCCCUGUGGGACGUAAUGAGACGUUUUAUGUAUCAGUGGGGAAGGUUCACUAUGUGUUUCACCUGCUCCUCGCUGCUGUUAAUGCAUUUGUUUUUUGUUUCAUGAAAUACCUCAUUUAAAUACAAUAAAACAGUUGCUGUUUGC